AGACCUCGCACGCGGCUACCCCGCCCGCAGCGUGGGAGCCGCCCCUUCCCCACCGCCACGCGGUCGGUGCUUCCGCGUGAUAUCUUCACCUCUGGGCGGAAGGCCUCUCGGGGCUGGCUUCCGGAGGAAGCACCCGCCUCGCCAAGAUGGCGGCGCCCAGGUGUCCGUGAGCAGGGGUGAGGUGACUGCCGCCCAGGGCCGCGGCGGGCAGCGGCUCCCUAUGGCGCUGAGCGGCCGCCGCGCACUGCUGCUGGCGGCCGGCAGGCUCCAGACACGCGGGGCGGGUAAGCCCAGCCCCUCGGCGGCUCGCCGUGCCGGCCUUUCCCGAGGUCUUUGUUUUGCAUCAACUACAACCAGUCUCAAAACUGAGACUGAAGUGGACACAAGUGAAAAUGAGGUUGUUGCCCCAGACUUCACUAACAGGAAUCCUCGGAACUUGGAGCAGCUAGCCCUGGCUAGGAAGGAGCGUGGCUGGAAGACAACAUGGCCAAAGCGUGAAUUCUGGCAUAGAUUACGGCUUGAGCGGACACAGCAUUAUGUAGAAGCCUUCGUUGAGCGCUGUAACGGGGAUGUUGUGGUAUCUGCCUCUACCCGAGAGUGGGCCAUAAAAAGACACCUUUACAGUCCUAAGGGAGUAACAGCAUGCAAAAACCUUGGCCGUGUAAUGGCGCAGCGCUGUUUGGAAGCGGGGAUCAACUUUGUGAACUUUAAAGCUGUUAUCCCCUGGGAAUAUCGUUGCGACUCGAUUCAGGAAUUUGAGAAAGCUAUGGAGGAGGGUGGUGUUGUUCUGCGUGAGCCACGAAGAAUCUAUCAGUAAAAUGGAGACUGUUGGGAGAACUUCCCAAGGAACAGCAAUCACUUCUUCAGAUGUGUAUACUGGCACAGCGAAGGUCCAGAGCUGGAAAAAGUUGGAACAUGGCAUCUAAUAAUAAAAUAUUUUUGAAUGCA
Phalacrocorax carbo (great cormorant) is the source of this 948-nucleotide messenger RNA. Lineage: Eukaryota; Metazoa; Chordata; Aves; Suliformes; Phalacrocoracidae. The record is from RefSeq and is a predicted model, not a curated record.